CAUCAUCUUGCCCGCGCUACUCAAUUGCCUGUGUUUUGCGCUCUCUUUUCUACCACUUCUGUUUCUUAUAUUCUUGGCAAUGGGUAUUCGAGGGUUCUUCUAUUCCUACACUCACUUAUCUGGAUUUCUUUUCAUUCCAUGUUCUCAAUGAACACAAGUUUUUUCUUUGCUUGAUUUUUCAGCAAGUUUGAAUCUUUCAAUAAAAAUUAUAUAUUUGCUUUGAUUUUUCAACCACUUCCCUCUAUCCGAGCCUGAAUCCUGUCUUUAGGCUCUAAAUUAUACUAUUAUACAUAUCAGUUCUAGUGACUUUCGGAAGCAACAUGGCUGUGCUUCUCAAAGCCUUGCCUUUGAUAGCCCUCCGCCCUAAGCCAUCAUUCUUCUUGAUCAGCAGCAUUUCCAAUUCCCUUCACAGAGUACUUCCCUUAUGCAGAACUGUUUUUUCUGCUUCGUCGUCUCCAUCUCCGUCGAUACAAUCAACUGCCUCUGCUCCGGAAACACUAACAUCUAGUUCUCGACCGCCUGUUGACUUCAAGGAAUCUCUUGAAUGGGUUGCUAGGAAUGCUUGUUGUGGCGAAUUGUCUUUAAACGAUGUAGGUAAAAGGGUCCACCUUUGUGGGUGGGUUGCUCUUCACCGUGUUCAUGGUGGCCUCACGUUUCUUAAUCUCAGAGAUCAUACCGGUAUCGUUCAGAUUACGACCCUUCCAGACGAAUUUCCUGAUGCUCAUUCAACAAUCAAUGACCUGAGACUCGAAUACGUUGUAGCCAUCGAAGGUACUGUCCGGUCUCGGCCAAAUGAGUCCAUCAACAAGAAAAUGAAAACCGGCUUUAUUGAGGUUGCUGCUGAGAGUGUUCAAAUAUUAAAUGCUGUAAAGUCAAAGUUACCAUUCUUAGUGACUACAGCUGAUGACACAAAAGAUUCUCUUAAAGAAGAAAUCCGUUUGAGGUACCGAUGUCUGGAUCUAAGGCGGCACCAAAUGAGUUCCAACAUAUUGAUGCGACAUAAAGUUGUUAAACUCAUUCGAAGAUAUCUAGAAGAUACACACGGUUUUGUGGAGAUUGAAACUCCAAUACUGUCUAGAUCCACUCCAGAAGGCGCACGAGAUUAUUUGGUCCCCUCAAGAAUCCAGCCAGGAACAUUCUACGCAUUGCCUCAAAGUCCACAGCUCUUUAAACAAAUGCUUAUGGUGGCUGGUUUUGAUAAAUAUUAUCAAGUAGCGAGAUGUUUUCGUGAUGAAGAUUUAAGAGCUGAUAGACAACCCGAGUUCACACAGCUAGAUAUGGAAAUGGCAUUUACUCCUUUAGAGGACAUGUUGGCACUUAAUGAAGAUUUGAUCAGAAAGGUUUUUCUUGAAAUCAAAGGAGUGGAGUUACCAAAUCCAUUUCCCAGGCUUACGUAUGCGGAAGCAAUGAGUAGAUACGGUUCUGACAGGCCAGAUACCAGAUAUGAUCUUGAAUUAAAAGAUGUAUCGGAAAUUUUCCUGGGAUCUUCCUUCAGGGUUUUCUCUGACUCCUUGGACAGUGGGGGAAUUAUCAAAGUGUUGUGUGUACCUUCUGGUGCAAAAAGUUACUCAAAUUCAGCUCUUAAGAAGGGUGAUAUUUACAAUAAAGCUCUCAAAUCUGGAGCCAAGGGUUUGCCUUUCCUCAAGGUCUUGGAUAAUGGGGAGGUUGAGGGGAUCGCUGCUUUAGUAUCAAGUAUGGACCCAACUACUAAGGAGAGGUUACUAGGCCAGUGCUCUGCAGGACCAGGUGAUCUUAUCCUGUUUGCAGUGGGUCAUCAUGCAUCUGUGAAUAAAACUCUAGAUCGUCUUAGAGUUUAUGUCGCUCAUGACCAGGGUUUGAUUGACAAUGGCAAGCAUUCAAUUCUAUGGAUCACUGAUUUUCCAAUGUUCGAGUGGAAUGACCCAGAGCAGAGGCUUGAGGCUUUGCAUCAUCCUUUCACUGCUCCGAACCCUGAAGACAUGAAUGAUCUUGCUUCUGCUCGGGCCUUGGCUUAUGACAUGGUUUACAAUGGGGUGGAGAUUGGUGGAGGAAGUCUGAGAAUUUAUAAACGUGAAAUACAACAAAAGGUUUUGGAGAUUGUUGGCAUCUCAAUGGAGCAGGCGGAAGCAAAGUUUAAUUAUCUUCUCGAAGCACUGGAGAUGGGGGCUCCACCGCAUGGUGGAAUAGCUUAUGGAUUGGACAGAUUGGUGAUGUUAUUGGCAGGGGCUGAUUCCAUCAGAGAUGUCAUUGCUUUCCCAAAAACCACCACUGCUCAGUGUGCCCUCACCAGAAGUCCUUCAGAGGUGGAUCCUCAGCAGCUCAAGGAUCUCUCACUUAGACUCUAGAUUCUACUUCACUUGUUUAAAAUUUUCAUUUUCAAUUAUUUAAUUCCUGUGCCCAGCUUGUACUUACUCAUAUGGGAGCCCUAACCACUCUCACCCAUGUUGCUCACUGAGGAUUCGUUGAUGUUAAUGUGAAGACGAAAGUAAUGAUUAGUUCAAGCAAAAGAUAUGAUCGCCAUCGUCAGAAACUAUUUAUUCUCAA
This is a messenger RNA of Neltuma alba, 2523 nucleotides long. Its product is annotated as aspartate--tRNA ligase, chloroplastic/mitochondrial. Gene Ontology annotation, cellular component: cytoplasm; mitochondrion. Lineage: Eukaryota; Viridiplantae; Streptophyta; Magnoliopsida; Fabales; Fabaceae. Bases 321 to 2324 code for a protein of 667 amino acids. The transcript has 15 exons. Gene Ontology annotation, molecular function: aspartate-tRNA ligase activity; ATP binding; nucleic acid binding. Gene Ontology annotation, biological process: aspartyl-tRNA aminoacylation. The record is from RefSeq and is a predicted model, not a curated record.